This is a messenger RNA of Myxozyma melibiosi, 3124 nucleotides long. RefSeq lists its product as uncharacterized. NCBI's taxonomy places the organism in Eukaryota, Fungi, Ascomycota, Lipomycetes, Lipomycetales, Lipomycetaceae. The transcript has 3 exons. Bases 229 to 3021 code for a protein of 930 amino acids. The record is from RefSeq and is a predicted model, not a curated record. Gene Ontology annotation, molecular function: protein binding.
UAACCGUCGCAUCGAAGUUGCUCUCGCUUCUCUCUUUCCUGGCUGUGGUCAUCAACGCGGGUCUCGUGGCUGCGGCUCAAGAUUUCAGUGCUGGACCCGGGCAGCGGGCGCAGGCAAAACAGCCAAAAGGCACAUCUGUCGCUGUUCACAUCAUUGUUGCGACCACUCCGGGCACGAGAGCUGAAAGAAGAGAGAAGAAGCACCACAGAGCACCGUAGACCAGGUGAGAUGGAAGACUUGCUAGAUCUUUCUUUUACCGAGAGCCCGGCUGCCCAACAGCAGCAGCAGCAGCAGCGGAAACCGCCAAUUGCUGUGCCGGCGUCGACUGCACCGAUAUCUCUUGCGCCCACCCGACCAACCUCGGCGGCCUCUGUCUCCGCCGCUACUUACUCCGCUCUCCGACCAAGCAGCGCGGAUGGUGCGCAGAAGAGCAAGAGUAAACCCGCUGCGGGAUCUGAUUCGUUUGCGUCCUUGGUCUCGUUCUCGUCGUCGAAGCGUCGCGAUGCGGCAAAUCGACCGCUCAACGAACGCGUGAAGGCGCCGCAGUUGGCAGCUUUUGGGACGUCGUCGGCGUCGUCGAGUACGACUACGACGGCUGCGGGUGAUACGGAUUGGGCUAGUGGACUGAGUUUUGAUUUACUGGAAAGCGCGGGUGCAGGCAAUGGCCAGGCAAGCAAUACGACACGUCCGUCAGCUACAAGCACUUCAGCUGCACCUUUAUUAGACGACGAAGACGACAUCCUGGGCGCGCUCGCAAGACCGGUCGAAGCCUCGAAACCUGCGCCUCCCGCGCGUCGACAACCCUCAGCAGCUGCUGCUCCUCCCAGAUCGACUCCAUCGACACGGACCUCCUCUUCAUCCUCCGACUCAUUCCCUACCUCCUCGCAUUCAGCACGCCCCACAUCUGCAUCGAGCGCGCGCCCGUCGCCACCACCUUCUCGAUUCACAGAUUCGCCCGCGCCAGCAGACGAUCGCUCGUCUGCGAAUUCCACGCCGCCCGCGGCUUCGGAAGCAAAUGAUUCUUACGUCGCCGAACUUGUAGACAUGGGCUUUGCCGCGUCGGCUGCGCGCAAGGCGCUCGCUCAGACUGAUACGGGGAAUAACGUGCCUCAGGCAGUUGAUAUAUUGAUCCGCGAAGCGCACGAGAAGGCAAAGAGGCUUCACCAGCAACGACGGGCAGGUGGCGAGCCUGAGAGCGAAGACCCUCGGCCGCAGCGACAGUCUGCGAGACCUCCGCCGCGCCAUCGACCUAGCCGAUUCGACGACGUCGAGCAUGACGAUGUUCUCGCGCCACAUCCGUCAGAUCGAGCGAGGAGGACGCGGCCUGGCAGAUUUGACGAUGGAGAGCUUGACGACGUUCUCGCGCCACAUCCGUCAGAACGAGUUAGGAGGACUCACACCAACGACGAUGAAGACGACGAAUGGGAGUCCAUGCCUUCUGUAUAUAGCGACGGCACAUUAUCUUCGAACGGCAGCAGAAGAUCGCGACCUUCGAGCGCGUCACAGAACUCGACACAGGAUCUCGGCAAACUAGCCUCCGUCUUCUCCGCGCAACUGCGAAGCCGCGCCGAGGUUCUCUGGAAACAAGGCAAGGAGACGGUCGCGAAAGCAGUCGAGGAAUACCAGCAGCACACAAACGGCACCGGCGCCGCGACGGGGGGUAGUUUCGCCGACGAGUCGAGUCCGCGAUGGAUGCAGCGGCAGCAGCAGCAGCAACGGUACAAGUUUGACGACGACGCGACCGAGAUCUCGUUCGAGGAGCCGACGCCGGAUAAUCGGACGCGGCGCGGGGGACAGCUUGCGUCGACGUUGGAAGCGCAACUUCUUGAACAGCAAGGGCCGCCGCCGCCGCAGCCUCCGAGACCGAGACCGAGUGCUACACAUAGCAGUUCGUCGGCUCGUUCACAAACGAGCAGGUUUGAGGAUGAUGCGCCUGCAAUGCCUGCUAGACCACGACAGAAUCAGUUUGAGGAUAUGGAGCAGUACGCUCCAUCCAACCGGCGACGCGCUCGUCCUCCGCCUGCAACUACUCGCUCCUCCUCCUCCUCCACCUCAACAGCAGCCCCACCACCACCACAACGAAAGCAAGCACCCGCACCAGCGCCACCCAAACCCCGCCCUAAACCCCCGCCAGACCACAGAUCCCAAUCUCGAACCGAAGCCUUCAAGCGCGGCGACUUUACGCUCGCGAACGAGCUCUACACCAAAGCGCUCGAAGUGACUCCCGAGCAGCACCUGCUCCGCGCCGUUCUUCUUUCUAACCGCGCGGCGUCGCUGCUUAAGCUGGGAAACACCAAGCCCGCGCUGACGGACGCUGACGACGGACUUGCAAUCAUCGGGCCCGGGAAAGGAAUCGAUGAGGAAUACGAGCCGGGCAAGAAACUGGUUGAUAUCUGGGCGAAGCUAGUCCAGCGCAAAGCGGAAGCGCUGGAGCAGCUCGAGAAGUUCAAGGAGGCGAAGGAGGCGUGGGAAGAACUUGUGCAGUCUGGCAAAGGCGGCGCGGUCGCGAUGGACGGCAGGAGACGAUGCGACGCGGUGAUCAACCCGACUCCGAAAAGCAGCGCGCCUUCGUCAGGCAGCAGCACGCCCAAGCCUCAAGCACAGCGUCCACGACCGAAGCCGACGACGAUCGAAGACAGCGCGGCGGCGCAGGCGGCGCUGAAGAAGAUGAAGGAAGAGAACCGCAAGCUCGAGGCGGAGGACGCGGAGAAAUUCGCGCUGCUGGAUGGCGUCGAGGCCAAGAUCGCGGCAUGGAAACACGGCAAGGAGGAGAAUCUGCGGGCGCUGCUGGGAUCGCUGGACUCGAUCCUGUGGAGCGAGGCCGGGUGGGUGAAGGUCAGUAUGGCGGAUCUGGUGCUGCCGAAGAAGGUGAAGAUAAAUUACAUGAAGGCGGUUGCGAAGACGCAUCCGGAUAAAGUGCCUGCGAGCGCGACGACGGAGCGGAAGAUGAUUGCGCAGGCGGUGUUUGUUUCGUUGAAUCAUGCGUGGGAUGAGUUUAAGAAACAAAACAACAUACAGUAAUUUUGCAUGUCUUUGAUAUAGACGUGGAAGAGGUUAGGAUUUUAAGAGGCGUUUAUCUAAAGAGAGCUUUUCUAUGAGAGAAUAAAACUACAACAACUCAUGC